GGACUCCCAGGGAUAACUCCAAUUUGCUUUUAUCGGAUGAAGAUCACUUCGGUGCCAUUGUACCUUGCAGUCACUCGUGUUCCCCAAAAAAAAAACGCAGUGGGCGCUGCUGCAGUAGGAGGGGAUUUUAAGAGGUCUAUUUUCUCUCUUCUAGGGCUCAUUCCUCCUCCUUCUCUUCUCUGCUCUUUCUCGGACGCAUUCAGCCAUUUGAAGGGGGCACCUAUAUUUUCCCGGCAUCGCAAAAACGUAUAGACAAAUGGAGCAAAACUAUGGAGAGGUGAACCAGCUGGGUGGUGUGUUCGUCAAUGGGCGACCUCUGCCCAAUGCCAUACGGUUGAGAAUAGUGGAGCUGGCCCAGCUCGGCAUCAGGCCCUGCGAUAUAAGCCGGCAACUGCGAGUCUCCCACGGCUGCGUGAGCAAGAUCUUGGCGAGAUACAACGAGACUGGUUCCAUCUUACCCGGUGCCAUCGGUGGAAGCAAACCGCGCGUCACGACGCCUAACGUGGUGAAAAACAUCAGGGAAUACAAACAAGGAGACCCGGGGAUCUUUGCAUGGGAGAUCCGGGACAGGCUUUUGGCAGAUGGAGUUUGUGACAAGUACAAUGUGCCGUCGGUGAGCUCGAUCAGCAGGAUUUUACGCAACAAGAUUGGAAAUCUCUCCCAGCCCAACCAGUACGAGAGCAGCAAGCAAGCCUCCGCGCAGCCCGGCCUCUCCUACAACCACAUAUACCCGUAUUCAUACCCAAACAUGUCGCCAAAUGGCACGAAAAUGGGCAGCCCUGGAGUACCCAUGUCUGCUGGACAUAUGAGCAUAUCCAGAGCAUGGCCUUCUGCGCACACAGUCAGCAACAUCCUCGGUAUACGAGCCUUCAUGGAUCCUGCAGCCUUUGCUGCAGCUGACGGAUACCCACAGAAGAUGGAGGAGUGGAGCAACGUCAACAGAGCAGCUUUCCCAGCAGCUCACACGGUCAACGGGAUCGACAAAUCAGCCAUUGACGCAGACAUCAAAUAUGCUCAGCCCUCCUCGACGCUGUCCAGUUAUGUCUCGGCGUGUGCGUACUCUCCCAGUAACCAGUACGGGGUGUACAGCGGGCCAGCAGGCGGAUACGUGGCUCCGGGUCACCACCACUGGCAGCCGCAGAGCCCGGCCAUGUCACACCCAGGAGGCGGCGGAGGGAUGAGCAUGCACGCUGCAGGAGACAUCCACUCCUCCAUGACCUUCAAGCACCAGGCCAGAGAAGGAGACAGAAAACCGCCCAAGCAGCAGCAGCAGCAGCAGCAACAGCAGCAGCAGCAGCAGCAGCAGCAGCAGCAGCAACAUGAAGACUUGAACAGUGUGCAUGGACUCAAUACCUCAUCAUCAUAACCGGGACUUAUAAUUACCUGACCCAUUUAAACUGAACUCAUUUCAACAACUCCAACAGUAAGUGUCAACACUAACAGGCUUGUUCCCACUGAGUGUUUUGCAGCUUACCUGUCAAACGGCCUAUUCACAUUAUACAGUGUAGCUUUAUCGGCCUUCAUGGCCAUAUGAAUGUAAGUUUGCAUGGAUGUAUCGGUGUUUCCCCCUCUCAGUUUUUCCUCCAUUGAAAUACUUCAUGUUGCUAUAGACUGUAUAUUCUCUUAUGGAGACUGCAGGAUUUAAAAAAAACAACAAAAAAAAACACAGACAUUUUUUGUCAGUCCAGUCUGUCAUUGAUGUUUUAUUAUAAAAACUAUCUCGCAAUCAAAUUAAGAUAUUAUAUAAUAUAUGGCGAUAUUAUAUUAUCUUAAUUUGUGGCCAUGAUCUCGAUUCUACAGUGACUCAACGAUGUGAACAAAGAGAUAAAUUGUCUAAAUGUAAAAUAUUUUGCCAAAGCUUUAAUUAUAUAUUUUUAUAAUUCCAUUGUAAAUAUUCAAAAAAAAAAUAAAGGGCUUUCUUAAAUGCCA
Molecule: messenger RNA, 1929 nt
Organism: Sebastes umbrosus (honeycomb rockfish)
Lineage: Eukaryota; Metazoa; Chordata; Actinopteri; Perciformes; Sebastidae
Gene: pax1a
Product: paired box 1a
Exons: 5
Coding region: 257-1366 (369 amino acids)
Biological process (GO): anatomical structure development; regulation of transcription by RNA polymerase II
Molecular function (GO): RNA polymerase II cis-regulatory region sequence-specific DNA binding; DNA-binding transcription factor activity, RNA polymerase II-specific
Source: RefSeq, a predicted model, not a curated record